This is a messenger RNA of Aureobasidium melanogenum CBS 110374, 771 nucleotides long. RefSeq lists its product as uncharacterized. The annotation marks the transcript as partial. Gene Ontology annotation, biological process: fungal-type cell wall polysaccharide metabolic process. The record is from RefSeq and is a predicted model, not a curated record. Gene Ontology annotation, cellular component: fungal-type cell wall. Lineage: Eukaryota; Fungi; Ascomycota; Dothideomycetes; Dothideales; Saccotheciaceae. The transcript has a single exon.
ACUUCUGCCGUUGCUGUCAGCAGCUCGUCUGCUCAGGCUUCCUCGACCUCAGCUCCUCGCAGCACUGGCAACGGAAAGCGUGGUCUCGCUUACAACACUGCUUCUCUGCUCACCUGCUUCGAGAACAACGAGCAAGUCACCUGGGCCUACAACUGGGAUUCUGCAAGCGACGGCUUGACUAGUGCUUUCAACUACGUUCCUCAGCUCUGGGGCACCACUAACGGCCACACCACCAACUGGAACUCGAACGCCAACACCGCCAUUGCUAACGGUGCGACUCACUUGAUGUCUUUCAACGAGCCUGACCUGGCUUCCCAAGCCAACAUGUCUCCUGGAGACGCUGCUGCUGCUUACAAGACAUGGAUGAUGCCCUUCGCUGGCAAGGCCAAGCUCGGCGCCCCUGCUGUUACCAACGGCGCAGAUGGCACUGGUCUUGACUGGCUCGCUGCCUUCCUCGAGGCUUGCGAUGGCUGCCAGAUCGACUUCGUCGCCAUCCACUGGUACGCUGAUGUCUCGCUCACUGACUACUUCAAGUCUCACGUCCAAAACGCCACUGAUGUUGCUGGCGGCAAGCCCGUUUGGGUUACUGAGUUCGCCCCUACUGGCGCUUCAGACGCCCAGAUUGCUACUUUCCUCGAGGAUGUCAUGCCCUGGAUGGACAGCCAGUCGUAUGUUGAGCGUUACAGCUACUUCAUGGCUAGCGAUGGUGCUCUCCUCAGCGGCACUGAACCUUCAACUUUCGGCCAGACUUACGCCACCUACUCUUCUUAA